GUGCAGAUUGCCUUAGUUCUGGUUCAGGACCGGACCCACGUAGUUCUGGUUCAGGACCGGACCCAGUUGACGCUCGUCCACGUAUAAUUUUCUAUACUCUGGACGGGAAUGUUCCUGCGUAUGAAUGCAGGUUUCUCUUCUUUUCGAAGAGCUCUCGUGUAAAAACUGGUUCUUGUUGUUGUUUGCACGUCGGUCACUCUGUCGUUGAAGAGGACAGAUGUGCACAUACGUGCACGUGUUUAUAUGUAAAUAUUGAUCCACUUCUUUGGACACAAAAGAUAUUAACGCUUUAUCAAAUAUUUUGUUUUUUAACUUUUGAAAAUAUUUUUUAAAGAAUUAAAAACCUAAGAAGCAAAAAAUUAAAUAUUUUUGAGGACCGAAAAUUAAAACAAGUGUGUAAAAAUGUCAACGACCCGAGCGGAGAGCGUGGGCCCGCUCGUCCUGGGACUGAACAAGCAGAACGGGCAGCUCAGAGGACAAAACAAGUCCGCGUCGGUCCAGGCCGGGCCCCCGGCUCCAGGAAAGACUCUGGGCGCUCCGCAGAAAGUCGGCGGCGCCAACCAGGACGGCGGCAUCAAGUUCGGAGACGACUGGAAAAGAAGCCUCCAUCUGCCGCCGAAGGACACCAGGGUCAAAACCUCAGACGUCACAGCCACCAAGGGCAACGAGUUUGAGGAUUAUUGUCUGAAGAGGGAGCUGCUGAUGGGCAUCUUUGAGAUGGGCUGGGAGAAGCCCUCCCCCAUCCAGGAGGAGAGCAUCCCCAUCGCGCUGUCGGGACGGGACAUCCUGGCUCGGGCCAAGAACGGGACGGGGAAGAGCGGAGCGUAUCUCAUCCCGCUGCUGGAGAGGAUAGACCUGAAGAAGGACCACAUACAGGCCAUGGUCAUGGUGCCGACCCGUGAGCUGGCGCUGCAGGUGAGUCAGAUCUGCAUCCAGAUCAGCAAACACCUGGGCGGAGUCAAAGUCAUGGCGACCACCGGAGGCACCAACCUGCGGGACGACAUCAUGCGCCUGGACGAGACGGUGCACGUGGUCAUCGCCACCCCUGGUCGGAUCCUGGACCUGAUCAAAAAGGGCGUGGCAAAGGUGGACAGAGUCCAGAUGAUGGUGAUGGACGAGGCCGACAAGCUGCUGUCUCAGGACUUCGUGGUGCUCAUCGAGGACAUCAUCAGCUUCCUGGCCAAGAAUCGGCAGAUCCUGCUCUACUCUGCAACGUUCCCCAUCAGCGUUCAGAAGUUCAUGGUGAAGCACCUUCAGAAACCGUACGAGAUCAACCUGAUGGAGGAGCUGACCCUGAAGGGCAUCACGCAGUUCUACGCCUACGUGACGGAGCGGCAGAAGGUCCACUGCCUCAACACGCUCUUCUCCAGGCUUCAGAUCAACCAGUCCAUCAUCUUCUGUAACUCCACCCAGAGGGUGGAGCUUCUGGCCAAGAAGAUCACUCAGCUGGGCUACUCCUGCUUCUACAUCCACGCCAAGAUGAUGCAGGAAUACAGAAACCGGGUGUUUCACGACUUCAGGAACGGGCUGUGCAGAAACCUCGUGUGCACCGAUCUGUUCACCCGAGGAAUCGACAUCCAGGCCGUGAACGUGGUCAUCAACUUUGACUUCCCUAAGAACGCCGAGACGUACCUCCACCGGAUCGGACGUUCAGGGAGGUUCGGUCACCUGGGCCUGGCCAUCAACCUGAUCACGUCGGAGGACCGCUUCAACCUGAAGUCCAUCGAGGAGCAGCUGGUCACCGACAUCAAGCCCAUCCCCGGCAGCAUCGACAAGAGCCUCUACGUGGCCGAGUACCACUCGGCCGGCGGCGACUGCGAGGUGGAGGAGGUGGAGGAGAAACUCGAGCGCCACCUGGACAGCACCUAAAACCGGGCGCCGCCACGCUGCCGGCUCCAACCUCCACCCCUCGUUUUCAGCGCCUGCCGGACCAUCCAGAGGAAACUUUCAGAUUUCCAGCUGUUCCUCGGGUUCUGUAAAAUAUUGUUUUGCACCAAACUCAACUGGACCCGGUUCUGUAGCUCGGCCCGGUGGGUCGAUGGGACAGUUUUUAUCUCCAGCAGGAGAGACGCUCCGGUUCUGACGUUCCACACGUCCACCAGCCUCGCUCCGCCCACUCACACUGCUGUCACUCAAGUGCCUUACUCAGCCCCACGUGCACUCGCUCAGCCACACGUGCACUCCCCCGUUCACGCCCCGCAGCAGCAGACGAGCACACACACGUUCCCGGCUGAGGCGUGUCCUCAGCCACCCUGAAUGUGAAACGUUGCAAUAAAAUAAAAAAUGGCAGCUUAGUUGAAAAACUGCGAGACUGUUUGUGUUUUCCCCUCCCACCAUGAAGAGUAAACAACAACAACAACAACGUGAGAAGACGAGCGAGGCUGUGGGGUUCAGGGGCGGACGGAGU
Molecule: messenger RNA, 2407 nt
Organism: Nematolebias whitei (Rio pearlfish)
Lineage: Eukaryota; Metazoa; Chordata; Actinopteri; Cyprinodontiformes; Rivulidae
Product: probable ATP-dependent RNA helicase ddx6
Exons: 12
Coding region: 403-1869 (488 amino acids)
Biological process (GO): cytoplasmic stress granule assembly; P-body assembly
Cellular component (GO): P-body; cytoplasmic stress granule
Molecular function (GO): RNA helicase activity; mRNA binding; ATP binding
Source: RefSeq, a predicted model, not a curated record